This is a messenger RNA of Nannospalax galili (Upper Galilee mountains blind mole rat), 3530 nucleotides long. It is a transcript of the gene Oas3, whose product is annotated as 2'-5'-oligoadenylate synthetase 3. Gene Ontology annotation, biological process: regulation of ribonuclease activity; defense response to virus; negative regulation of viral genome replication. The transcript is spliced from 16 exons. Lineage: Eukaryota; Metazoa; Chordata; Mammalia; Rodentia; Spalacidae. Gene Ontology annotation, cellular component: membrane; cytosol; nucleoplasm. The coding region runs from base 1 to 3441 and encodes 1146 amino acids. The record is from RefSeq and is a predicted model, not a curated record. Gene Ontology annotation, molecular function: double-stranded RNA binding; 2'-5'-oligoadenylate synthetase activity.
AUGGAGUUGUACCGCACACCAGCCAGCGCCCUAGACAAGCUGGUGGCCCACAACCUGCAGCCCUCUCCUGAAUUCGUAGCAGCCGCAAGACAAGCCCUGGGUUCCUUGGACACGGCCCUGCGGGAGCACGGAGCACGAGGCUCCAGGUUACUGGGUCCUCGGGUGCUGAGGACCGCCAAGGGAGGUUCCUAUGGCCGGGGCACAGCUCUCCGGGGUAGCUGUGAUGCUGAACUUGUCAUCUUCCUUGACUGCUUUAAGAGCUACGAGGACCAGAGGGCCCACAGCACAAAGAUCCUCAAAGACAUGCAGCCACUGCUGGAGUCCUGGGGCCGAGACCUAGGGCCUGGCCUGAGCCUUCAGUUCCCCGAACAAAGCACAUCCAAGCAGUUCCGACUGACAUCCAAAGACCUGGGAAGCUGGAUGGAUGUUAGCCUGGUGCCUGCCUUUGAUGUCCUGGGACAUCUCAGCUCUGGAGUCAAGCCCAAACCCCUGGUCUACACUUCCCUCCUCAGCAGCGGCUGCCAGGAGGGUGAGAACACUGCCUGCUUUGCAGAGCUGCGAAGGAACUUUGUGAAUACUCGCCCAGUCAAGCUCAAGAACCUAAUCCUGCUGGUUAAGCACUGGUACCUCCAGGUGCAAGCACAAGAGGCCAGGAGGGAUGCACUGCCCCCGGGAUAUGCCCUGGAGCUGGUCACCAUUUUCGCCUGGGAGCAGGGCUGCAGGAAGCACACAUUCAGCAUGGCCCAAGGCCUCCGGACCGUCCUGGCCCUGAUCCAACAAUACCAGCACCUGUGCAUUUUCUGGACUGAAAACUAUGGUUUUGAGGACCCUACAGUUGGGAAGUUCUUGCGGAUGCAGCUUGAGAGACCCAGGCCUGUGAUCCUGGACCCAGCUGAUCCCACUUGGGAUGUUGGCCACGGGAAGACCUGGCACUGGGAUGUGCUGGCCCAGGCGGCCGAGUACUGCCGUGACCAACUGUGCUUCCUGGACGCAGCUGGGGUCCCUGUGCAGCCCUGGGAGGGAUCAGGCCUUCCAUGCGCUGGGCUCUCAGGUCUGGGCCACCCCAUCCAGCGAAGCCCUAACCAGGGGGCCCAUGAACACAGCAAGAGCCACAGUACUGGGCAGCCAAGGGCAAGGAACAUGCAGCCCUCAAACCCGGCUCCAGGCCUCCCGAAAGCAGUCGACAAGGGCUCCAAUAUAUCAAACGUAACAGCCUGUAAAGCCAGCAAGAGCCUCAAAAAAGUCACGUGUCCUAAGAUUGUUCUUGAUACAACGCUGAAUAUGUCAAGUCACCUACUGAGCACUGAAAACACACAGUCCUCCCACCUACCUCCCGGCCCCUUGGCCACAGCCAACAUCAUGGGUCCCAGGCCAGGGAUGGGCCCAGGUCUGUCUCAGAUCUCCAGCAGGGAGCUGGACCGCUUCAUCCAGGACCACCUGAAGCCAAGUCCCCAGUUCCAGGAGCAGGUGAGAAGGGCCCUCGACAGCAUCCUGCGUUGCCUCCGGGAGAAGUGUGUGCACAGGACCUCCAGGGUCAGCAAGGGCGGCUCUUUCGGCCGUGGCACAGACCUGAAGGGUAGCUCCGAUGCAGAACUUAUCAUCUUCCUCAAGGACUUCCAGGACUUCAAGGACCAGGGUCCCCUCCGAGUGGAGAUCCUGCAUGACAUGCAAACCCAGCUGCAGGCCUGGUGGCAGGACCCAGGGUCUGGCCUGAGCCUCCAGUUUCCUGAGCAGAACCAGCCCAGCGUUCUGCAGCUCCAGCUGGUGUCCACGGUCCUAGACAGCUGGAUGGACAUCAGUCUGCUGCCAGCCUUUGAUGCCGUGGGGAAGCUGAGUUCUGGUGCCAAACCUCAGCCCCAGGUUUAUGCCUCCCUCCUCAGCAGUGGCUGCCAGGAGGGCGAGCAUGCCGCCUGCUUCUCGGAGCUGCGCAGAGACUUUGUGAACACUCGCCCAGCCAAGCUCAAAAACCUGAUCCUGCUGGUCAAGCACUGGUACCAACAGGUUGCCACUGGAUGUAAAGCACCAUCAGGUUCCGCCCUGCCCCCAGCCUAUGCCCUGGAGCUCCUGACCAUCUUCGCCUGGGAGCAGGGCUGCAGAAAGGAGCAGUUUCCCAUGGCUGAAGGCCUGAAGACUGUCCUGGGGCUGGUCCAGCAGCACCAGAAGCUCUGUGUGUACUGGACGGUCAACUACAGCCCAGAGGACCCAGCCCUCAGAGCACACCUUCUGGGACAACUUCGGAAAGCCAGCCCUCUAGUCCUGGACCCCGCCGACCCCACCUGGAACGUGGGUCAAGGCAGCUGGGAGCUAUUAGCCAAGGAAGCCAAAGCCCUGGAGUCUCAGACCUGCCUUCUGAGUGGAGACGGAACACCUGUGCCAUCCUGGGAUGUGAUGCCAGCCCUCCUUCACCAGACCCCGGCUGGGGACCUGGAUAAGUUCAUCAGUGAAUUCCUCCAGCCCAACCGCCAGUUCCUAGACCAGGUGAAGAAAGCCGUGGAUGUUAUCUGCUCGUUCCUCAAGGAGAACUGCUUCCGGAACUCUCCCAUCAAAGUGCUCAAGGUGGUCAAGGGCGGCUCUUCGGCCAAAGGCACGGCUCUUCGAGGACGCUCGGAUGCUGACCUGGUAGUGUUCCUCAGCUGCUUCCGCCAGUUCACAGACCAGGGGAACAGGAGGGCUGAGAUCAUCUCAGAGAUCCAGGCUCAGCUGGAGGCAUGUCAGCAGGAAAAGAGAUUUGAAGUCAAGUUUGAGAUUUCCAAGAGGAAGAACCCCCGCGUGCUGAGCUUCUCUCUGACGUCACGGACCAUGCUGGACCACAGUGUGGACUUUGAUGUGCUGCCAGCCUUUGACGCCCUCGGCCAGCUGGGGUCCGGCUCCAGGCCCAACCCCCGCGUCUAUGUGGACCUCAUCCACAGCUACAGCAAUGCGGGUGAGUAUUCCACCUGCUUCACGGAGCUCCAGCGGGACUUCAUCAUCUCCCGCCCCACCAAGCUCAAAAGCCUGAUCCGACUGGUGAAGCACUGGCCAGCAGGUAUGGCACAGGGGCAGUGCAACAAGAUGCCUGGGGGAAGGGGCUCACUGCCCCCCCAGCACGGACUGGAGCUCUUGACUGUGUAUGCCUGGGAGCAGGGCAGCCAGGACCUCCAGUUCAACAUGGCCACAGGCUUCCGCACUGUUCUCGAGCUGGUCACCCAGUACCAUCAGCUCUGUAUCUAUUGGACCGUCAACUACAGCACGGAGGACGAGACCAUACGAGACUUCCUAAAACUACAGCUUCAGAAGCCCAAACCCAUCAUCCUGGACCCAGCUGACCCGACAGGCAACCUGGGCCACAACGCCCGCUGGGAUCUGCUGGCCAAGGAGGCCACAGCCUAUAUGUCUGCUCUUUGCUGCACAGACUGGGAUGGCACCCCCAUCCAGCCAUGGCCAGUGCAGGCUGCUCUGUGAAGUCCAAAAAAAUCAGUCACACUGGGUGACAGAAAGUGACACCAGCCCUCAGCAGGGGAGACUCAGGGGCCCAGUCAGAUACACCUGUG